Geodia barretti is the source of this 318-nucleotide messenger RNA. NCBI's taxonomy places the organism in Eukaryota, Metazoa, Porifera, Demospongiae, Tetractinellida, Geodiidae. The record is from the annotation of a GenBank genome assembly.
AUGGCACACGAAGUGGCCGAGAAGGCCCUAAAAGGUGCCAUGUAUUUUACAUGCGGUUUGCGUAAGGCGCAAGCAGCGAGUCACAACAUCAUCCCACUGGCAUUUGCAGUGGAGCAAGUUGAAAAAGACAGAGCAAGGGGUCUUUCGAUACUAGCUGAGCCACUGGAGUCUGCCUACUAUGAAGAUACAAGAUUCCCAAAGGAGAACGAAACAUCCUCGCCAUGUGAAGCAUUUACUCUUGCAAAUGCCAUUGAGGCUGAAAAGUGUGCAACAGGAAUACUCAAGAUUGUCAGAGACCUGGUUAAUAUAGAUAUUUAG